CUUACCUACAAGGAGGAGGAACACGGCUCGCGCGGCGGCGACUACUUCUCAGUUUGCUCUGGUGAUUCUGAUCAUCUGAUAUUCAUCACAGCCGCUUUCAUGGUUGUUCUCCGUCCGUCGUGGUCCCAGUCGUGGUUCCCAUCAUCUCCUUGCUAGCCAUUCACAGCGUGCAUCCUGCGAAUGCAAAGGGUACAUACGUGAAAGAGUGAGGAUUUGGAGAGAUGCAAGACGUGGCAGACGUUGUCUAGGACCAGACUGGGCAAAGCUGCCGGGGUUGGUCGUCACAAGAUCAUCUCAGCAUCAGCACGACAAAUGCUGAGCAUUGUGUUCAGCUGCGAGCGGUCGAUUGUACCGAACGCUUGCGUUGAUCGCUGAGGGAUUACUGGUAUCGACAGGAACGGAGGAGCCCUUUGGGCACGACGCUUCCCUGUUCCAACUUGUGUUACCCGACAUGACGAAGCCGAAUGAAUGCUGUGGAGAGAUUUGCUCCCCCACGCUCUAUUUUUGUGGCGUUUGUCCGGCCCAGAGCCGGUCAGUGCCACCAUGUUAUUCCAACAACGAGUUCCCCAACAAUAGCAUCUUCCAACUAUAUACCAACACUCGUAUCUCUAAGAGUCUUCAGAGCCGUGAGGUCUCGCCCGUCGACAAGGCGUCCUCUUCGGGCCUCGCUGUGUCACUACUGCUCCCGGGAUUGCGUUGGUGCAAAGUCAAUUGCUGCACCUUCAAGGUUCAGACGUUGGUAAUAUUUGUUCCAGUAAUUAGUGCAGUGCAAAUGGAGAAGGUCGAUACAUCUGCGCAGAUGCGCGUGUGGAGCGUGUGCCGAAACGAGCGCUUCGGCAGUCGAAGAGGAAUUGCAGACCCAAAGAGGUGGAAACUUCCGCCUCUCUUUGCUUUUGCCUCCCAAAUGCCAGGCCCGCCCGCAGUGGGAAGAGGUUGCUUGGAACUUUUGUUAACGGUUCCUGAGUUCCGAUGGGCAAGUAGUCAUCAUACCCCACGCCAUGCCCACGGCAAAACCGCCAUCGGAAUUGUAACGAGACUCCUGAAAGAGGACACAAUCCAUUUCCGAAGCAUUGCCGGCUGACCCUAGAUUUUCUUACAUGAGAAUCUGUCUUGCGGUGCACCCUGAACGCAUCGUCAUGUUCCUUCACAACGGGAUAGAUUAUACUGUAUGUAGAGUACAU
This is a messenger RNA of Aaosphaeria arxii CBS 175.79, 1181 nucleotides long. RefSeq lists its product as uncharacterized. Lineage: Eukaryota; Fungi; Ascomycota; Dothideomycetes; Pleosporales. The record is from RefSeq and is a predicted model, not a curated record. Bases 452 to 1081 code for a protein of 209 amino acids. The transcript has a single exon.